GCUCCCCCUCUCUCCCUCUCUCCCUCUGCUUUCCUCUCUCCCUCUCCCCUGUAUAUACUGUAGAAGCAGGCAGUUCACAGUCUGGACCCCUCAAUACAGUUUGAAUUCAGGUUCUGUCCAGUUUGUUGUAACUCGGGUUAAGGAUGCAGGUGUUGUUGCUCUGUGCUUUAGUCCUGUGCUGGGGGCAGGUCCAUUCUGCAUUGAGAAGGCAGGAGCAGGCAGCAGAUAAGGGUGGAGAGGAAACGAGUCCCGGGACACAGACAGCAGCCCCUCGAUCCGGGGCUCCCUCAGGUCCCCAAUGUUUAGUGAAUGGUAUAUUUCUGUAUGAAGGAGCAGCCUGGUCUCCUGAGCCCUGCACAGUGUGUCAGUGUGAGGGAGGGAAGGAGAGCUGUGAGAGAAUAUCUAAUCCCCAGUGCAAAAACACAGAGAGAGGGAAGAUGCAGGGAGAGGACCGCAUAAAAUCAGCACCACCCAAGAGAAACGUGAGACGCAAACCUGAAAGAAACACCAAACCACAGUUCACGGCUGCCUCCAAACUGGAAACCAAUAAGACGAACCAGUCUGCCAGACCCAGGUUCCGCAAACAAGAAGAGCGUGCCCUCCAGAGGAAGGAAGUGGGAAUCAGGAGACAGGAAAUGGGAUCCAGAUCCAGAGAGGUGCUGUCAACUGGGAAACAGGAAGUGGUGAUGCCAAAGAAGCAGGAAGUGACAGAACCAAAGAAGCAGGAAGUGACAACACCAAAGAAACAAGACAUGAUGACACCAAAGAAACAGGAAGUGACAACACCAAAGAAGCAGGAAGUGACAACACCAAAGAAGCACAAAGUGAUGACACUAAAGAAACAGGAAGUGACAGCACCAAAGAAACAGGAAGUGAGGUCUGGGGAACAGGAAGUGAAGACUGGGAAACAGAAGGUUGGUGUUGUUAAGAAGCAGGAAGUCCAGAAAUAUGGAAAGAAGAUUGAAAAACCAGCAGUGGAGAAGCGAGGGGGAGGAAGGGAAGGAGGAGGGAGUAGGGUGAGGCUAAUAGAUCUUCAGGACUCUGAUGAGGAGGAUCUGGAGGAGGAGUUUGAAGACAUCGGAGGACUGGUAGAUGACCUUGAUGAUUUCUUCUUCGACCGGCCCCUCCCUGACUCUCUGCUGCCCCCUACGGGCAGGUUCAUGGAGUCACUCCCACCAGGCUGCAUCCUCUCUGACUCCACCAUUGCCUGUGGCAACACCAGAAUGAGACACCUGCCCAUCCUCCUCGACCCUGGAGUCACAACUCUGUACCUGGCAGAGAAUGAGAUUUCAGAGAUCCCAGAGCAUGCGUUCUUAGGACUGCCCAACCUGGAGUGGCUGGACCUCAGCAAGAACCAAAUGGACAACUCAACCAUGCACCCGGGAGUGUUCAGAAAUCUCAUUAAACUGAAGAGACUGAAUCUGGAUGGGAACCAAAUUACACAGAUCCCACCGCUACCACCAUCAUUGGAGGAGCUGAAAAUGAACGAUAACAAACUGCAGGGGCUCGAUCAGCACAGCUUCAAGGGUCUCUCAAAGCUGCUCACUCUGGAGUUAGAAGGAAAUGCUCUUCACGAUGGCAAUGUCAAUCCACUGGCCUUCAAACCCCUGAGGAGACUCAUCUACCUGAGACUGGACCGGAACCUCUUAAGAGCCAUUCCAUCAGGCCUCCCCCACUCCCUGCAGGAGCUGCACUUGGCUGGGAAUGUGAUUGAGGAGGUUUCAGAGGGAGUUCUCAGCAAGACCCUGAACCUCAGUGUGCUGGUGCUGAGUAACAACCACCUGCAAGAGACCCACAUCGCACCACUGGCAUGGAUACACCUCCCGGCAAUGGAUCUGCUGGACCUGUCCUAUAAUGGGCUGGUGCACGUGCCCUCCUUCCUGCCCUCGUCGCUGCGCCGACUCCUUGCUCAUCACAACCACAUCGAGCGCAUCCCCGGGUAUGUCUUUGCUCACAUGAAGCCGGGCCUCGAAUUCCUGCACCUCUCCCACAACCAGUUGCAUGACAGUGGGAUCCAUGCACUGUCCUUCUUAGGGCUGCACCAUUCCCUCGCCGAGCUGCUGCUGGAGAACAACCAGCUCACAGCUGUGCCCCGCGGCAUCCUGACCCUCCGCAACCUGCAGGUACUGCGGCUCAACAACAACUACAUCAGGUAUGUCCCCCUGAACUCAGUCUGUGACACUCGUGUGAUGGAGGACUCCCCUCUCAUCUCUGUCCAUCUCGAAAACAACCUGAUUGACCGGCGCCUGAUUCCCCCGACUGCUUUCUCCUGCAUCAAGACCUACCACAGCAUUGUACUGAGACCCCAGAAAUAUGAGGACUACUGAGAUGACCCCCAACCCUCUCUCUACAACUCUCUAACCCCUAGCCAGCUCUCAGCUCCCUGGCCCUCAGCCCUCUCUACCCCUCCCCUCCCCUAGCCCUCUCUCUACCCCUCCCAGACCCCCGCCUGUUCUCUACCCCUCACAGACGCCCCCAUACUCUCACCACACAACCCCCAGCCCUCUCUGUACCCCACCCGGGCACCAACCCGCUCUCACCUCACCGAUCCCCAGCCAUCUCUACCUCUCCCUGACCCCCAGCCCUUUCUCCACCUUUGCCCGAGCCUCAGCCUGCUCUCACCACCCCAACCCCCAGCCAACUUUCACUUCCAUAACCCCCAGCCUGCUCUUACCUCCCCGACCCCCAGUCAGCUUUCACAUCCCCGACCCCCAACCCGCUCUCAUCUCCUCGAUCCACAGCCAGCUCUUCUCCACCCUUGCCCGAGCCCCAGCCUGCUCUUAACUCCCCAACCUCCAGCCAGCUCUCAUCUCCUCGACGCCCAGCACUCUCUCACCUUUCUGACCCCCAGCCCUCACUCAUCUCUCCAACUCUGUAUUCUGUUAAUACAGGAUAUGUCAGUGUAAUUUGAUUAUCGACUUUUACUCCUGUGUGAGCUUCCCUGCUGACAGUCACAGUAGGACGGACUGGUGGGGUUAGUUAAUGCUGCUGACGAGAUGUAACGAGUCUGAUGUGUUUGUUUAAUUACAGGGACACUCGCUCAGGGGUAGAAGAUGAGACUAAUAGUCACAUUAGUCUAAACCAGGGCUGGCCAAAGUGGCCUUCCACUCCUGGUCUUUGUUCCAACCCUGUUUUAAAUUGUUAAUUUGAACUAAUUAAACCUCUAUGUAAACCCUAGACUAGUUCAUUUUUCCAUGUUACCUGUUAAACCUGGAGUGGAAUGACCCCUGGUCUAAACCUUUAGUCUUACAUUGAUGAUGCACAAAGUGUGGACCUGACUGAAGCUUGUACUGGUCUUCAGUAGAUAUUGCUCUGAACCUUACUGAGCUCAAACUGCUUCAAAACAAGUUUCAAGGGUUCGAUGAGCAACUGAAUUAAGAACUGGACACCAAAUCUUAUGAUACCUCGUGAGAAAAUGAAUUGGAAACCAUUUUUUUUUUUUUUUUUUUUUGUAGACCAUGUUUAUGCUUAUGUAUCUUAAAUACAACCGUUUUUUCUUAAACUGCUUUUGCAGUUCAUUGUAUUUCUACAUGUUUUAUUUGAUACGGCUAUACAAAUAAAAACCUGAUUAUUUUA
Molecule: messenger RNA, 3576 nt
Organism: Polyodon spathula (Mississippi paddlefish)
Lineage: Eukaryota; Metazoa; Chordata; Actinopteri; Acipenseriformes; Polyodontidae
Product: extracellular matrix protein 2-like
Exons: 10
Coding region: 144-2327 (727 amino acids)
Biological process (GO): positive regulation of cell-substrate adhesion; extracellular matrix organization
Cellular component (GO): extracellular matrix
Molecular function (GO): collagen V binding; protein binding; heparin binding
Source: RefSeq, a predicted model, not a curated record